This is a messenger RNA of Toxorhynchites rutilus septentrionalis, 1485 nucleotides long. RefSeq lists its product as uncharacterized. The record is from RefSeq and is a predicted model, not a curated record. Bases 1 to 1485 code for a protein of 494 amino acids. The transcript has 4 exons. NCBI's taxonomy places the organism in Eukaryota, Metazoa, Arthropoda, Insecta, Diptera, Culicidae.
AUGGCACCAAUCACGCGGAAUACUUCACUCAAGGCGCUUCAAACGAGGUUGAAGGCUCUAUUGGGAAUGUUCGACGAUAUUUGCCGUUUUGUCGACUCGAUGGAUUAUGACACUCCAGCGACUGCAGCGACAGUUCGUAUAGAGAAAUUGGACGAAUUAUGGGAUCAGAUCAACGACACAACAAUGGAGAUCGAGAUGCACGAAGAUUUCAAUGACGAUGACGAAACCUACUCCAGGAAACGAUCGGAAUUUGGCGAUCGUUAUUACAGGGCGAAAUCUCUGCUACUUGAGAAGGUCAAGGAGCCAGAGAAGAAGUUGAACCUUUCAAUUACCAACCAACAACCAAUCCAUGAGCACGUUAGACUCCCACAAAUCAAGUUGCAGACCUUCGAUGGCAACAUUGAUGAGUGGUUGAGCUUUAGGGAUCUGUAUUUGUCAUUGAUUCAUUGCAAAACAGACUUACCAGAUGUAGAAAAACUCCACUAUUUAAAGGGGUGCUUAGUAGGAGAAGCUAGGUCUUUGAUAGACUCGCUUGCAAUCACCAAAGCGAAUUACCAGAUAGCGUGGGAUGCGUUAAUGAAACGCUAUAAUGAUAGCAAGAUGCUCAAGCGUAGGCAGGUGCAGGCACUUUUUAAUUUACCAAGCGUUACAAGAGAGUCGGUAGCCGAACUGCAGUCACUUUUAGAAGCUUUUGAGAGUAUCGUUAAAACUUUGGAUCAACUAGUACAACCAGCCGAUUACAAGGAUUUAUUGCUACUGGAUGUGUUGUGUUCGAGAAUGGAUCCAACUACACGCAGAAGCUGGGAGGAGCAUUCUACUCCAAAGGAGCAUAAUACGAUCGAAGAUUUAACGGAAUUCCUACAGAGGAGAAUAAGGGUGCUUAGUUCACUUCCCGAAGAAUCCGUCGAGGCGAAUCAGGAUUAUUCACAACAAUUCAAGGGGAAAAUACCUUUAGCCAAAACUAGCCAUAACGCAUUGAUAUCGUCCAGGGAACAAUGUGUAGUUUGUCCAGGUUUCCAUCACCUUUACCAAUGUCCGAAGUUCCAACAGAUGACAAUAUCCGCUCGUGAUAAUUUGAUCCGUACCCUUUCGCUAUGUCGGAAUUGCUUCCGGAGGGGACACCAAGCAACCGACUACCAGGGUUGUGGUGAGCAAAGUGAUCUUAUCUCGGGUGUGCGAAAGGUAGAGAAGGAGGUGAUGAAACUAUCUUCACUCUCUGACUCGCUUACGGACAUGCGAGAUCACAUUACGGCUCAGCUAGACAGCGCGCUAAAGUGCGGUAUGAAAGAUUUGAGACAAAAUAUAUUCAAAAGUUCAAACAAUGCUAUUGAUAAUAAUAUAAAGAGCAAUAGUAUCAAGCAAAAUAGUCGUAAAACUCAGUCGGUUAUUGUAAUAAAACCCAAAGAGUCCAAACAAGCUUGCGAGGAAACUCGAAUGGUAGAGAUGGCUCCAUCAUUGUCGAGUGUUCAAAUGGAGCCAACAUAA